Molecule: messenger RNA, 3986 nt
Organism: Nothobranchius furzeri (turquoise killifish)
Lineage: Eukaryota; Metazoa; Chordata; Actinopteri; Cyprinodontiformes; Nothobranchiidae
Gene: rnf150a
Product: ring finger protein 150a
Source: RefSeq, a predicted model, not a curated record
UCAUAUGAGAUAGCCUACAAGAUUUGUUUAGAUUUGACCAUACUAUCUAAUUAUUACGACAUAAUCAUUUCUCAUAAUCAUGAGGCAGCUAUCAUAACUAUGAGAAACAAUAUAGCUUUUUAACCUACUGGCAGAAAUGGGCUUCCACAGACAGUAAACUAAUCAAAGACAAGACAAUUAAACUGGUUUGUUUUUAUUUAACAAAGUAUAACGAAAUACAGUUUUUACAAUGUUUUUUAAUUGAAAGAUUCAAAUAUAAUACACAAAAAUUGCUCUGAGUAUUCAUGCCAUACAUGGCACAAUUACCUUGUUGCUGUUGAUGCUUGAUAUAAUUCAUAUAGCAGUUUAGUUCCUGUCCUACCACGUGAUUGCAGCGUCUGUUAACGCCCAGGUCACGUGCUGACGCUGAACGAGCCAAUCCUGAGCGCUGACAGGAUCCAGCUGACAGUAAACACAACACGGUGCACAUUUCACCUGCCUACGAUGCACGCUUCGGCUCUUCCCACCGCAGACACCCCUCACACCCGUCCCCUAUGGCAGCCUGGAUGCUGCGUGAGUGUUAUGUCCUUUUCUGGCGAGUAUCCCUUUAGCAGCCAGCGGGACGCGGUGCGAGCUUAUUGACACCCGGAGCUCGUGAGCCCUCCAUCCGGCAGCAGCGGCACCAUGGCACCGUCCCUCAUCCGAACUUGUCGCAGUCUGGCGCUCUCGACGUGGCUGCUGUCGUUCUGCUUCGUCCACCUGCUCUGCUUGGAUUUCACGGUGGCGGAGAAGGAGGAGUGGUACACGGCGUUUAUCAACAUCACCUAUCUGGACCCCGCUACCAAGGAGGUCAGGACGGAGAAAACCGAGUGCGGGCGGUACGGCGAGCAGUCGCCCAAGAGAGAAGCCAGGGGUCUGGUUCUGGCCCCGGCCCUCGUGCAGGACAGACAGGCGUGCUACCCGAACGUCAGGUUCCCCCCCGUCCCUCAGAGCUCCGCCUGGGUGGCGCUGGUGGCUGCAGGGAAUUGUACGUACCGGGAGAAAAUCCGUAACGUGGCCAAGCACAACGCUUCUGCUGUUGUCAUAUUCAACAGUGCCAACGACACCAUAACAAUGUCCCAUCCGGAUACCGACAGCAUUGUGGCUGUCAUGAUCCCAGAGCCUAAAGGUCGGGAGAUCGUGGUCCUGCUGGAGAGGCACAUUGUGGUCACUAUGCACAUCACUGUAGGAACCCGCAACCUGCAGAAGUAUGUGAGCAGAACAUCUGUGGUGUUUGUCUCCAUCUCCUUCAUCAUCCUCAUGAUCAUCUCCCUGGCUUGGCUCGUCUUCUACUACAUCCAGAGGUUUCGCUACGCUAAUGCACGAGACCACAACCAGAGGCGUCUUGGAGAUGCUGCUAAAAAAGCAAUCAGUAAGCUCCAAGUGCGCACCUUAAAGAAAGGAGACAAGGAAAUUGAGUCAGAUUUUGACAACUGUGCAGUUUGCAUCGAGUGUUAUAAACCUAAUGAUGUUGUGAGAAUAUUACCAUGCAGACAUGUCUUCCAUAAACACUGCGUAGAUCCAUGGCUAAAAGACCACCGAACAUGUCCAAUGUGCAAAAUGAACAUCCUUAAAGCUCUGGGCAUCCCGUUCAAUGCAGACUGCACAGAUGAGACUCCUCCAGACUACGAGGCGACAGGCGGGGGUCCUCUCACCAAUCCCAUCAGCGCUGCGAGCCAAAUCACGGUUAAUGAGAGCUCUGUGGUUCUGGAUCCUGCAGAAGAUGAGAUGGAUCUGCAGCAGCUUCAUGAUGAUGUCGAAACAGCACCGCAGGACAGACGGAGCCACAUCAUGGCAAGCAGUGAGUACCGGCCUCCGCUCAGGAGUGAUUCGGACACGUCAGCCAUCAUGAGUGUGGACGUCAGUGUUUCCGAUGCAGACCCGUCCAUGGGCAGGAAUCUGAUGGAGCCAAGCCCAGAGCCAAUCACUGCUGAGAAGAGGUUUCUAAGAGGAGACUAACGCAAAGCCAGAGGACUCAGAGAUUAGUGGGAUCUGUGGCUCAUUCAGAGAAAGAAAAAAAAGAAGAAGCUGCUCAAAAAAUCAAAAAGUAACAGCCAAUCAGGUCUCUUAUUGUAAAGCUCCAGUUUUAACCUUGUAGUCGAUGCUGGAGUCGGCGGCAGAAGGCAGCUCUUGUCCUCUGCUGAACGGGAGCAGCGGAGCCUCUUUAAUGCAUGUGUGCAGCUCUAGUUAGCAUGAAAACGUUACUGAUGUCCCACGACUCCGUACAACAUCACUGCCAACAAUCCCACAGCUGUUACUGCUGUGAUGGACACACUCAUGGUUCAGUGGCCGUUUUCUAGGUCCUGAAACUUCCGAAAACUUGCAUAUUUGGUUUAAGAUUUCAACAAGCAGUGAAGGCGUCUGAGUAUGUACAUGAAGCACAGGUUCAUCUCCUAGUUUGUAAAUGUUGCUAAUCUAAGAUUCUGCUUUACUGACUGAAAAUGCCUGUUGUGGAAAUGCCACAAGGCCGUUAUCUCUCACCUUUGACAAUCGCAUCUUGUCUAAAGCGGUUUGAAGUGAUGUCACCCAUCGCCCUGAUGAAACUGCUGCUAGUUAUCAGCACAAGCAUCAAGUUAUUGAUCACUCUCUGCUGAUUGUCACCACUCCUCCCACACCGAUGUGACUUUCACUCUCUGACAUUUUGGACCUUUAAUAUACAAACCUGCACUUGUCAAGCCAGUCCGCCAAAUAGGUAUGUCCACUUGUCCUUGUGCCAAGCUUAUCUGUCUUUUUUUUUUUUUUUUAAUAAAACCAGUUUUCUGGCUUUAGAUCAUUUAAAAAUUUUAAAUCUAAGAUAUAAGAUGAAGAUACGGGGUUAAGUUGGUAACAUCUUUUGGGGAAAUUGUGAUAUUUGAAUAAAAAUUUGUAAAAUCUGUUGGCUUCUGUUCAAAACCAUAUUUUCAAUUGGGUUAGAAAAUAAUAUCCUAACUAUUGUAGAUAGCGCGUUCAAAUGCCUCAGUUAGAAAAAACAGAUCAGAUUGACAAACUAACAGCUAGUACCAGCAGGAAUGAUAACAGAAUAAAAAAUCUGACAACCUAAAACAACUUUAUACUCAGUUUUUGGCUGUUGAUGCAAAUGCUGUUGGAUAAAGGCGUUACAUCGCAUUGACUCACGUGUGUAUUUAUGUGGCAUUGUGUGGUUAAUUGUAGCAGCAGCUAAGCUGUAGCACUGCUGUUCAACCUCAUGCUAGAAUAUCAUUAUAAUUCCACCAAAAUGACCAUGUAAAGUGAAAUCAUGGUUUAUAAAAUAACAUUUGCAUGGAUUGCUGUGAAUUUUGAGUCUAGAUUUUUUUAAGGGUGCAGCAACACAUUUUGGUCUGUUUCUCUAAACUGAGGUUUUUCAUAAAGCUGUAUAUAAAGCAUUGUAUAUUUAUGAUAAUGUUUAUUAUUUGUAACCUUUCUACAAUGGUAUGAUUUUGACAACCCAGAUGCUUCGUGAUGGUUUGAGAACUUUUCUGACUGACAGCUUUUGGGGGGGUAAAAAAUGAGCUGUUGUUUCUCACAAGAUGUUCUUUAUUUAUGCGACAGUCACUGGCGAUGGUUCAUAGUGAGUUCCAGUUAGCAUCCUAAGUGUCCAGUCUAUUGUUGUCUCUUGCUAGCCCUCCAACUUCCCGCCCAUGGGGUAAAACACAUUUUAGUCAUGAAACCCAGAAUUUUGAGGGCUUCUCGGUUUUAUUUCCAGCACUAAUUCUUCCUGUGCAGGACCAAGCAACAUAAAAGCACAAUUUGCCUCUUCUAGUAGCUGGAGAUAAAAAAUAAUGAACUGAAUAGCUGCUAGAGAUCAACAUAAAAGAUUUUUUUAAAGCAGACUUAAGUUGGGCCAAAGUCUCACAGUUGUAAAUUAUUUUUCAUGUUUUUAUCAUCACAAAUUCUCUUUUUUUUUGUCAGUUACACUAAAAUUAAACAUUGAUGACUCAUUCUAAAAAUCUCCAAAUUAAAGGUGUGGUUCACUGAAAAAAACAUUUUUU